Molecule: messenger RNA, 2532 nt
Organism: Bufo bufo (common toad)
Lineage: Eukaryota; Metazoa; Chordata; Amphibia; Anura; Bufonidae
Gene: C4H6orf58
Product: chromosome 4 C6orf58 homolog
Exons: 7
Coding region: 65-1201 (378 amino acids)
Source: RefSeq, a predicted model, not a curated record
CCAGAUGUCACAUCAGACAGAAGCUUAAUAAGCAGACAUACACAGCAGUGGCAACAUUUUAUUGAUGGUGACCAUACUCCGCAGAGUUACUAUGUCAUUGUUUCUGUGGCUGGUAUUGGCAUUAUGCAGUGCCAAUGCUGAAGUAUUCAGUCACAGUAAAAAUUACCCUCCAAUGUGGGAACUUGCUCCUGAAAAUCUGACUAAUUUCAGCAUUCAGAAUGAGACAGUCAUUAUCAACCCUUGGGAUUACCUAGAGCGGAUGGGAAUGUAUAAAAUUUUACUAAAUGUCACCGCACCAUUUUUGGAUAUGAAAGAACCAGAUAAUAAAAGAAAUAUACUUUGGGGAUUGCCUCUGCAACAUGGAUGGCAGUUCCAUACAGGUCGACUACAAGAUCCAUCUAAGCAGCCUUCACGUGGUCAGAACAGUGAAGACCAAACAAGCAUCUCAACAAAAAGUUGGUGGGCUUGUAUGAAUUACUACUUGGCUGUUAUCCCAUUUCUUGGAGCUGUUGAUGCUGGGUUAUUUGAAGGAUUUCCUUUUGGCAUAGUCAUAACUCGCCCAGAUGAAUCUACUGACUUUUGCUACAGCAUUGAAGACUGUCGCACAUCUUCUAAAGCAUUGGAUGAAUGGAGUUCCUUUUUUGAGUCAAUCAAGACAUCAAAUGAAAUAUCUAACAUGUCUGUCCCAUCAUUAUCCAAAGAAGAAGAAAGAGUCUUAUCCUAUAUGUGGAGGGCUCAUGUUGAGUCUAUUAACGCUGCACUUCCACGCUGCUCGGAAAGGUUACGCUACCUCUCAGGUCCUGAAGGAAGAUUUGGAAAAGAAUGGGCAACGACUGUUGAAUUCUUAGCAGCUGCUCACUUCCCCACUGAUUUCCAGAGCACAAAUGAUUUUCAGACAUUUCUACCAAACAGGAUGCUGGUAGAGAAUGAUAAGCCUCCCAACAUCCCUGACUUCUCAGAAGAAGAAAAUAGGGUUCUGUCGAUAUUAAAUUUGAUUUAUCAAGUUAACAGAUUUACAGGUGGUUUUCUGUUGAGACUCUGGAAAAAAGCCAUGUGUUCUGAACAAGGAAGAGCUGCUGGACGAAAUCUCCUUCAAAAUAUGAUCACUGACCCACACAUGGCACCACAAACAAUUAUUAAGAUCAUUACAGAAUUGGCUAAAAAUUCAGCAUGUGAGGUGCAGAAAAACGGGCAGAGUUAGAGGAAUUAUAUUUAGUAGACUUGUACUGUUAAGACUUAAUGGCUAGGUAUUAUUUUGCUUUGAAUGAACUGAUUUGUGUUUUGAACAAAAAUAGCAUAUAGCAGUGUGAUUUAGCCCACCUCGAUGAACAGUAGUGACGAUACCACGGCCAAUACCAAGGGAUGGUACAAGCUUAAAAACAAUAAUUGUUUUCUGUUCACUCCAUUGCAUUUGAAUCAGGUACUAGACUUAAGAGCAUUGACUAACGCCACAAGUACAUUGCUAGGCGAAUAAUUAAAAUAUUUACAACACUCACUAUUUUUUGACCAUAACAGGUCAAUUUCAUGCUUGGUGAGUGCACUCACUACAAUCAAUUUUACAAGUCUAUAAUUAUAUUUUUAGAUUGGAAAAAAUAAAACAUUUUCCAGGACAAGGGAAAAAAACACUAAAAGAAAUGACUGGUUUUUUUCUUAUUAAAUCUGAUUAAAUAUUUUUAUAACCUUUAAUAUAUCCAAAUCCAGCUUUCAAUUACAUUGUGUCACUCAAUGGACACACUUCUAAUAUGGUGUUAUUAUUUAACAAUUUUCAAAGGAAAUAAAGUAAUGAGGUCUAACGAAGUGUGUUUUUUUUUUCCUUUUAAUUACUUGGUUCAUAGAUCAGAGUAAUUAUAUUUUAACAGAUAUCAUGUAUUAUGAUCUUAAAGUAAUUACUGCAGCUGCCAGCUGUUGAAUAAUUAAGUUAAUUCACCAUAGAAAUAUUUUGCCAUAAGCAAUGUUUGUGUCAUUAACAACAUAUAUACGGGCGGUUUAGAAGGGCAGUGUGGUGUAACAGAGAUGAGCACAUCUGCAGAGGAUUGUAAUGGCUAUAUGGCAAAGGGAUGGGCGGGUAAUUUGGUCACAGCUGGAUCAUUACUUAGUUAUUAAAAAGAAAAAAAAAUGAUACAGUUUUUAAAAUGUAGUGAAAGGUGAACAGACUUUAUGAUUAUGUAUCCAGGUAAUUAAUGAGGACCCGUCGCCUCUCCUGUCAUGUCUAUUUUAGUAAAUUCUUGCGUCCCACAUAAAAUAAUAAUUUUGGAGCAUCUUUUCUAAGAAAUCUAUGUUGUGCUGUUCUUCUGUUCCUCCUACAAAUUUAUAAAUAAACUGAUGACUUGGUGUUGGAGACACAGUCAGACAUUGUCCAAUCAGUGCCGCCAGUAUAAGACUGUGUAGGGAGAAUGUUAACGCCCAGUUGUAUAUGUAUUUGUGCAUUUCUAGGAGAAAUAACAGAGAAACAGCCCAAUGCAGUGCUCUAAAAAAGCAGCUCCAGGAUUCUUACAUUAUAGGGAAUACAAGUAUUUACUAAAACAGACAUGU